AACUCCUCUCCUUGACAUUUAAAGCCUUUUACAAUUCCUAUUGCUUCCCUUCUCAAAUUUCCAACUACCUAACUUACUUGCUAUUUCCCAAACUUCCAUGUUCUAUUUCCUGUACCUGUACCUUGGUUUAGCCUGUGUCACCUGCCUGAAAUGUGCUUCUGCCUUUUAGAAUCUUUACCUUCCAGGCAUAAUUCACUCCCUAUGGGAAAACUUUCCUGAUCCUUCCUUUCUCAUUCCCUUGUGCUCUUAGUUUUCCUCUGACUUUCAUUGUAUUUAUCUUCUCAGAUGUAUCCUCCACACAGAAUGUAAACACUAAGGCUAGGAGGCUUUUUUCAUUUUCUUGUACUUUUCAGUGGUGUAUUUAAUAUAAUGCUUAAUGAAUUGACUCCUGAGUCCCUUCCUUUUAAGCAGUUUUUCCUUAGCAAUCUCCAUCUCCCUCCACCCAACAGAUCAAAAAAUUUCAGUUUACCUCCUCUCUUCCCAUGUAUUCUCAAAGUAACAUUUGUGGCAACUGACUCUAUUGGUAGGAUUUCAUAUUCAAUUCCGAGUAGAAUUGCCACUCAUCACAUUCACCUGACCUUCAGAUACCCGGGAUGGGAAGAAUCGUACUGACCUUUUCUAGGUCUUAAUUUUCCUCCGCCCUAAUUUGCCAAUGAAAGGUGUCUGUGGAAGAGAAAGUGAUUAUCUCCACAAAUAGACCUCUGUGCAACCCUGAGGGGGAAUUGUCAUACACAGAGCAUCAUCAAAAUGACGAUCCACAUAUAUGUCCUUGCGCAACCCUAAGGUAGGUUUCUAGUGCAAGCAAGUACUGUCCCCAUUACUCCUGAAAAAACCUGGGCUGUGAAGUAAAAUGACUUCCCCUGUAGUCACAGAGCUCGUUGGAUUCGGAAGCGGCAUUUGAACUUGUCUUGCCGACUCUUAAGUACAGCCUUCUGUUCCUAAGCCAGGCUGCUCAGCUACAGCCUUGCAGCUACCUUGCAGCAGCCAGAGUUCAGAAACUUUCUAGUCCCUAGGACUGACGUGCACCUUCCUACCUUUCUACUCUGGACUUUCUCAUUUACUCGGCUAGGGAAGGGCCAAUGGCCUCGCAGCCUGUUCUGGGAAUGAGGGGCGGGUGCUAAAGGCAAGAUCCGCCCAACUGGAGGUGGCUCUCCGCCACUCCCGCGCCUGGGUUCAGCACUGGGAGUCCACAGCGCUCCGAAUCCGGUCCUGCCAACACACUCUUUGGUGGUGGGCAGCAUGCCAGCCGGGCACGCAGGCAGCAGCCUCCAACGCCUCCCGCUGUCCCCAACGCGAUGGAGAGGGCUGGCCUCCCGCUCUGCCUCCUGGCACUGCUCUGGCCGUGCCUGCCGCAGGGAAGAACAGGAAGCAUCCCCGAAGCCCUGCUUUUCAUAUCCACUCUGGAUGGGAGUCUGCAUGCUGUUAGCAAGAAAACUGGUGAUAUCCAAUGGACCCUAAAGGAUGAUCCCAUCAUCCAGGGACCUGUCUAUGCCACAGAACCAGCCUUUCUCCCUGACCCUAGUGAUGGCAGUUUGUACAUCUUAGGAGAAGAGAGCAAACAGGGUCUCAUGAAACUCCCCUUCACCAUCCCGGAGCUGGUACAUGCCUCCCCCUGCCGCAGCUCAGAUGGUGUCUUCUACACAGGAAGGAAGCAGGAUACGUGGUUCAUGGUGGACCCCAAGUCAGGCAAGAAACAGACCAUGCUAUCCACAGAGGCGUGGGAUGGGCUCUACCCCUCGGCUCCUCUUCUAUACAUUGGCCGCACACAGUACACAGUCACUAUGUAUGACCCCAGAUCCCAGGCCCUUCGAUGGAAUACUACCUACAGAGGCUACUCUGCACCCCUCCUUGAUCAUUUGCCUGGUUACCAGGUGGGCCAUUUUGCAUGCAGUGGGGAGGGCCUGGUGGUCACUGUGGACAAGGAGAAUGGAACAGUUCUAUGGACACGUGACUAUGGCUCACCUGUAGCCGGUAUUUAUGCCUGGCACCAAGACAGUCUGCACCGGCUACCCCACCUCACCAUGGCCCUGGAUACCCUGCGCUUCCUCACCCUUCGUUCCAAUCAUAUCCGCCUGAGGCGCUGGGCCCAGCCUCCUGGAACAGCAAACAGGGACUUUUCUACUUCCGAGACUCAGUUGCUGCUGACACUGUACGUGGGGAAGCAUGCGGCCAGUUUCUAUGCUUCCAGUGCGCUGGUCCACGCGGGUGUGGCACUAGUGCCCCGGGGAGUCACCCUGGCCCCAGUAAAAGGACCCACCACGGAGGGGGUGACUCUAAGUGACUCAGGAGAGCGUGAGGUCACACCCAGCACAGCUGUCAGAUACCCUCCCGGCAGUAUAACUGCUCUCCACAGCUCAUGGCUUCUCAUUGGCCACCAUGAGCUUCCCCCUGUUCUACACACCACCAUGCUGAGGGUCUUCCCUUCCUCAGAGUCUGGGACAAGGGCUAAGAUCAGCCCCUCCGAUGGUGCCCUACCAGGUCCCCUCUUCCAAGAGCUUCUUAGCCUGAGCCAGGAGGUGACGUGGGGUUUAGAGAGGCUGCCAGAGCCCCAGCCUGAGCAGAGACCCCAAGAUCUGUACCCAGGCUCUGGGUCUAGAGACAUAUUGGUAGCCGGCCUCACCACCCUCCUGCUUGGUGGCUGGAUCAUCUUUCUUCUAUGUCAGUGCAUACAAGAGAAACAUUAUGGUCCAGUGGGAAUUCCAAACCCCUGCCCUUCCCAGGACCUACUUCCUCUACCCCCGGGGGCAGCCUUGAACAACCAAGGAACCUCUUGGAGAUCUACUGCCAUCACUCCAUCCUCCUCCGAUCCCAAACAGCCCACCUGCAAGGUCCAUUCCAGCCAGAGUGCCCCAGAAUCUGGAGAUACUGAAGCCCCAGAUGAAGAGCUCACUGUGGUGGGAAAGAUCUCCUUCAACUCUAAAGACGUACUGGGUCGUGGUACAGGUGGCACCUUUGUAUUCAGGGGCCAGUUUGAAGGGCGAGCAGUAGCUGUGAAACGGCUACUGCGGGAAUGUUUCAGCCUGGUGCAUCGGGAGGUACAGCUGCUCCAGGAGUCGGACUCCCACCCUGGCGUGCUACGUUACUUCUGCACUGAGCGGGGACCCCAGUUCCAUUACAUCGCUUUGGAGCUCUGCACAGCUACCCUAAAGGAGUAUGUUGAAAAUCCUGCUCUGGAUCACUUGGGCCUUGAGCCGGUGGCCCUGUUGUACCAGCUGACAUCUGGCUUGGCCCACCUACACUCUCUGAACAUAGUUCACCGAGACUUGAAGCCCUGUAACAUCCUCAUCACAGCUCCCAACAGCCAGGGCCGGAGCCGAGCUGUCCUCUCUGACUUUGGCCUCUGCAAGAAGCUGCCAGCUGGACGACACACCUUCAGCCUCUGCUCUGGCAUUCCGGGCACCGAGGGCUGGAUGGCCCCAGAGCUCCUACAAGAUGCACCCCCCCAAAGUCCUACCUGUGCCGUGGACAUCUUCUCAGCAGGGUUGGUAUUUUACUACGUUCUCUCAGGUGGGGGGCAUCCAUUUGGGGACAGUCUACACCGACAGGCCAACAUCCUUGCUGGGGCUGUUCAUAUGGACCACUUUGAGGAGGAGACACAUGAAAAGGUAAUCGCCAAAGAACUGGUGGAAGCCAUGUUGAGCCCUCAGCCACAGCUUCGGCCUUCAGCCCAAUCAGUGCUGGCCCAUCCCUUUUUUUGGAGCAGAACCAAGGAGCUUCAAUUCUUCCAGGAUGUCAGUGACCGAGUGGAGAAGGAGGCUGCCGAGGGGCCUUUGGUGACUGCUCUAGAAACUGGAGGGAAGGUCGUGGUCAGACAAAACUGGCACAGUCACAUCUCUGGACCGCUGCAAUCAGACCUGAGAAAGUUCCGAACAUACAAAGGGACAUCUGUUCGUGAUCUUCUGCGGGCCAUGAGAAACAAGAGGCACCACUACCAGGAGCUGCCCACAGAAGUGAGGCAGGCCCUUGGCCAGGUGCCUGAAGAGUUUGUGCAGUACUUCACAUCUCGCUUUCCCCAACUGCUCCUGCACACACACAAAGCCAUGGGCAGCUGUGCGUCCGAGAGUCUUUUCCAGCCCUACUAUAGCACAGAGGGCAUGGGGGAUAAAAAAGACAAGGCCCCAGACUGCAGAGGAAACAGCUGAGCAAAGCCCUGAUGAGAACAGCCCCGUGAAGGACAUCUGCCAAGGAGGGAUGGAGCCAGAGCAGCACACCAGCAUGUGGCCUAACUCCAACAUGCUAAAAACACUAGUUCUGGGGGGUUCUUCCCAGAUCCAAAAUGCAAAGAACUUAACUUCCCUCAGACUGGCUCGGGGGGGAAUUCCUCGUUUAUCUCUGCCUAACUGAGGAGUACCUCCCUGUUGGCUUCCUCUCAGCUCCCGGCAGACUGCCAGAAAGCCCCUUAAAACUCUCAGUGACUUUUCAUCCAAGUUUUAUAAAAUUGUGAGAUAGAGACUAUUAACUCAUUCCAAGGCUCAGAAAGCUACAAUUCAUGUCAAAGAUGAGACUUAAGGAAUUUGGAUCUUCCUGAAUUUCUACCGAAUGUAACGUAUGGUCUCUCAAGAAUCUCUUCUCUCCCAGCAGGGAGGAAGUAAUAGGAGCUGUCAUGGACAUCCUUAAUUGGAUCCCCUGUGCUCCACUUGUGGUCCAGUGGAAUUAUCAAUGACUGGUGUCCAGCUACAAAUAAAACCCUGCCCCACAGCCUAACCCGUGGUGUAGAUGCAGGGGUCCUCAAACUUUUUAAAUAGGGGGCCAGUUCACUGUCCCUCAGACUGU
Messenger RNA from Sarcophilus harrisii (Tasmanian devil), 4773 nucleotides. RefSeq names its product endoplasmic reticulum to nucleus signaling 2 (gene ERN2). Gene Ontology annotation, cellular component: IRE1-TRAF2-ASK1 complex. Gene Ontology annotation, biological process: protein phosphorylation; mRNA processing; IRE1-mediated unfolded protein response. The transcript has 22 exons. Gene Ontology annotation, molecular function: RNA endonuclease activity; ATP binding; protein serine/threonine kinase activity. The record is from RefSeq and is a predicted model, not a curated record. Lineage: Eukaryota; Metazoa; Chordata; Mammalia; Dasyuromorphia; Dasyuridae. The coding region runs from base 1296 to 4142 and encodes 948 amino acids.